AUGCCUUGGUAUCAUGUAGCCGAGCCGAAUUCCUACCUCGUCGUUACGGGUGUAGGAAUCGAGAAGGUCAAAAUCCAAAAGAAGGCCUUCGUCUAUCCCUUCCAGAAAGUGUCCAAGAUCAGCAUCACGCCCUUCGACUUCUCCAUGUCGCUGCAAGCCAUGACCAUCGAGAAGCUUAAAUUCUCGCUGCCUGCGGUCUUCACCAUCGGUCCCGCGGAUGACAUGGCCUCGCUCGAGAAGUACGCUGUGCUUCUUACAGGAGAAAGUGACGGCCGACCGACCGCCGGAGCGAGGAAAGGCACUGUCACUGUUGCCGGCAACGACGGCCGCAACCAUGUCCAAGACAUCGUCAAAGGUAUUAUCGAGGGCGAGACGAGGAGUAUCGUGAGCACUAUGACUAUGGAAGAGCUGUUUCGCGAGAGGAAGGUGUUCAAGGACAAGGUGAUCCAGUCGGUCCAGAGCGAACUCGACCAAUUCGGUCUCUGCAUCUACAACGCCAACGUCAAAGAACUCCAAGACACGCCCGGCAGCGAAUACUUCGCCUUCCUCUCCCGCAAAGCGCACGAAGGCGCCCUCAACCAAGCCAAAGUCGACGUCGCGGACGCCCGCAUGAAGGGCGAAGUCGGCGAAGCCGAAAAGCAAGGCAAAACCAAACAAGAGGUCGCCAAAAUCCACGCCGCCACCGCCGUCCUCGAGACCGAGCGCAAAGCCGAGAAGGCCACUGCGGACGCGAAGCUCACGAACAAGGAGAUCCAGAUCGGGAAUGAACUGAACAUUGCGCGGAUUAAUGCGAAGCGCGAGGCCGAGCAGCGCGACGCAGAACUCAACACCGAAGUGGAGAAGAAAAAGGCGCUGAUGGAAUUGGAGCGCAUGCGCGCGACCAAAGUCGUGCAGGCGCGCAUCGAGAAGGAAUCGAGCCAGCAGAAGGCAGACGCUGAACUCUAUGCGCAGCAGCGUGCGGCCGAGGGUCUCAAGUUCUCCGAGCAGGCCGAAGCCGAAGCCGCUGCAUACCGCCGCUUGCAAGACGCGGAGGCGGAUUUCAAGGCCAAGGAGCGCGAGGCUGAGGCUUCGUUCCUGGUCGAGAAGCGCAAGGCGGAAGCUGAGUACUUCAGGAGGGAGAGGGAGGCGCACGCGCACCUCAUCGCGCAGCAGCGCGAAGCUGAGGGUCUGUCUGCCAUGGCGAAAGCAUACGGCGAGAUGGCGACGGUGCUUGGUGGACCGCAGGGGCUGAUGCAGUGGAUGAUGCUGAGCAACGGUACCUACCAACAACUCGCCAACGCGAACGCGAAGGCGAUCCAGGGUCUGCAACCGAAGAUCAAUGUCUGGAAUACAGGAGCGCAGGGUGGUGACGGCGCUAUGGACGCCACUGCACCCAUCCGUAACCUCUUCCAGAGCCUGCCUCCCCUCUUGUCGACGAUUCACGAUCAGACGGGUAUGGCACCCCCCACAUGGUUGGCGCAGAUGCCGCAGCAGCACGAGUCUGAUCCGAAGAAGCUGGCAAUGUUGGGGAACGGCAGCGAGUCGUCCUAG
Macroventuria anomochaeta is the source of this 1530-nucleotide messenger RNA. Its product is annotated as flotillin domain-containing protein. Gene Ontology annotation, cellular component: plasma membrane. The record is from RefSeq and is a predicted model, not a curated record. The transcript is spliced from 2 exons. NCBI's taxonomy places the organism in Eukaryota, Fungi, Ascomycota, Dothideomycetes, Pleosporales, Didymellaceae. Gene Ontology annotation, biological process: protein localization to plasma membrane. The coding region runs from base 1 to 1530 and encodes 509 amino acids.